This is a messenger RNA of Colletotrichum acutatum, 794 nucleotides long. RefSeq lists its product as uncharacterized. The transcript is spliced from 3 exons. Bases 60 to 689 code for a protein of 209 amino acids. The record is from RefSeq and is a predicted model, not a curated record. NCBI's taxonomy places the organism in Eukaryota, Fungi, Ascomycota, Sordariomycetes, Glomerellales, Glomerellaceae.
CACGACAUCCUUCAUUGUGCUGCCUUAGGUUUCACGGCUUUUCUGACUGCAUCGCAACGAUGGUUUACAUACCUACCAUCCUAGUUUCGUUCCUUGCCGGUGCUGCUGUUGCCAGUCCGCCACGCAACAUCCUAGGACGUCAGAUUUCUGGAGAUAAUGCUACUCUUGCCGUCACUAGUAUUAGAUACACUGGAGAGGGCUGUCCUGUUGGGUCUCUGAGUGGGAAUCUCGACCCCAGUGGCAGCUUUGAUGUGCUGUAUGAAGCCUUGAACACCACGAUCAAGGCUGGAGACCACAAAGUAAAGGUCAAGUGUCAGAUCGAAGUCGACAUCCAGACAGCUGCUGAUAGACAGCUGGUUAUUUUGAGCGGAACAUAUAAGGGACACGUGAGAUUGACGGAAGGGGCCUGGGCCAAGAACCAGAACCAAUACAAGUUCAAAGGAAGCCGAGGAACUAUCAACCUGGAAUGGCCCUUUAAAGCACCGAUUGACGCUGCAACCGAGUUUACCAACAAUCUUUCCACUGAAUUCCAGUCUGGUUGCAACUCUAACGGAGGCAAGUUCACUAUGAUCAUCAACAACUACUUGAGCAUGAGCAGUGAUGGCCCGGGCGAGGGUGAGAUCUCUAUUACAGAGCUUGAUGGUGUCGUCAAACAGUCAACCAAGCUGGCUACUGCGAAGUGUCCGUAGAGGGCAAUAUACUUGCCUUCAAUCAUAGAUAAAGGAAGACUCAUCCAUGAUGAGCGUGACAGUUCUCAAUACCAGUAGUACGGAUGUUUUUCUCAAUUAAUAUGG